AUGGCAAAGUCUCUGUUUAUCGGAAAUCUGUCCAACACGGUCACCUUAAGCGACCUUCGGGCCUUAUUCGGGCCGAUUGGCGAAAUUUCUUCCAUCAGGUUAUCUAAAGAUGUUCGCACUGGCCGUUCACUCGGCUACGGUUAUGUUACUUUCGAAACGUCAACCGAUGGUAAGCUUUUUUUUUUUUAUUUUCAUUUCUGUCCAAGGCGAAAUACGAUUCACCCCCGCGUACAAUUCAUUAUACGUGUUAAUUACGUGCGCGAACAGGUGAAAAAGUGCACGGGACGCUACGAAAAUCGUUAAAUACCUACUUAUUUUUAUAAUAUGACGUAGAUUCUCUAUAAGUGUACAUUCAAUAGAAAACCCGUCGUUAAAUUCGUAUUUUCAUUCUAGCUAGUCGAGCAAUAGAAACCAUAAAUUGCAGCCAAUUGAAUGGAAAACCUAUAGAAAUCGCGUGGUCGUGGCACGAUCCGGCCGUACAAAAAUGUCAAAAUGCGAAUUUGUACAUUAGCGGUUUAAAACCAGAAAUUGACGCGAAGUGCCUUUACGACACUUUUAUAGCAUUCGGUGAAUUAAUCAGUUGCCAAGUAAGUGAUUGUGUUCAAUAAUUGUGCUCAAAUAAUGGUAAUAAUUUUAACUUAAACAUAAUAGAAAAUAUUGAUUUCAGAGAUUUAUUUAAUUAAAAAGAAUAGAAUAAAGUUAAUAUUUAAUUCCUUUUAAGCGUGCAAUUUCGUUUAAUGCGUUAUAGUUAUAAUCUAUCUAGGUAGCUUAUGACAAACUAGGCGUAUCAAAGGGAUACGGGUACAUCCAUUUUUGGAAAGAAAAAGACGCGGAAGAAUGUGUAAACAAAUUAAACGGUAUUUGCAUUCAUGGACAGGCGAUAUAUAUCAGUAAAUCUAACUCAAAAGAAGAUCGACAGAAUAACAUAACGGAUCAAGGAAAAUUUACGAAUGUACACAUUAGUAACCUAUCGGAAGAAUUUAAUGGCACCGAUUUGUACGACAUGUUUGAGGUGUAUGGUGAAAUCACCAGUGUAAAGGUGUGUUAUUAUUAACUUACGUCAUUGCUGUUAUUUGACUCACAAAUUAUUUGGUGUAACGGUACGUUCAUAAUUUUAAACUGAUAGGUAGUCCGCAAAGAAAAUGGUGAUUCUAAACGAUUUGGAUUUGUAAACUUCCAAAAACCCGACGAUGCCAAAAAGGCUGUGGAAGAAUUAAACGGCAAACCGAGUCCAUCCGGAGAGGUUAAUAUAUUAUAAUACAUUAUAUGUUUUAACAAAAUUAUUGUCACAUAUCAUAACUAAAUAUUUUAGAAUUACUAUGUGUCGUGCGCUCAUCAGAAAUACGGAAGUAAAGACACGCCUCUCAAAACGUUCGAAAACACUGAAAGAGUAGAACCGUCGAACAAGGUUAAUUUAUAUAUAAGAAACUUAGACGGUACAGUAACGGACGAACGAUUGAAACAUGAAUUUAGUGCAUUUGGAGUUGUCACGAGGGCGAUAGUAAUAAAUUAUUUUUUAUUUUUACCUACAAUGUCCUAAUUCAAAAAUUUUUAAGUAAAUGACUAAAAUUAUUGCACACUAUAAGGUGAUGAAAGAAAACGGGCGAAGCAAGGGCGUCGGAUUUGUUCAUUUUGAAACAGCAGAACAAGCGAGCAACGCAAUGGCACAAAAGAACCGGAGCGUGAUAAAUAAUAAUAUUAUUUAUGUGUCAUUGGCACAAAGGAAGGCGGAUCGCUUGACGAAAAACUCAAAUAACAAAUCUCUUGUCAAUGCAGAAACCGCCGAACCGGAAGGUGAUUUAAAAAUUAAUAGGUCUAGAUUUAUUAGAUAAAACAAACAUGUUUUUUGCAUAAGUAAUGUAAGGCCCGAUUACAGAAACCUUAAUAUGUCAAUCGAUAUUUUAUAUUUUAUAUAUUACUCAUGAUAUUUUAGGUAAUCAAAAUGUUGAAUCACCGAACAGACUCACAGAAGUUCGAAAAUCCGGAAUAACAACCGAUAGGAACAACACGUUGUAUCGUGGUAAUGUAAUAUUCAAUUGUUUAUUUGCGUAUAACGGGGUUGAAAAUACAAUAUAAUUAGGACAAAUGAAAUUUAGCAAAGAAAGCAUAGUUUUCUUUAAAUUUUUUUCUCGUUCCAAACGGUGAAUAAUAGGUAAAACCGUGAAAGACGAAUGGUUCUUCAAAAAAAUGCAUUAUCUAUGUAUCAUACAAUAAAUUAUUAAUUUGUUUGUACAGCUUUCUAUACUAUUUUUGAUAUUUUUAGAUUCUGCAAACAAUACCUCACCGUACCGAGCAACAGAAAUGCAGCAUCCUAGAAUAACACCUGGGAAUAACAUGUAUUAUGGUAAUAUUUUAUCCAAUUAUUUAUUUACGUAUAUGGAAAAUACAGAUUUAGUUAGAUCCUAAUACACAAGAAAAAUAAAAUAGCAGAAAAUAUUAUAACUGUUAUAACUUCUUAACUACGUACAUUUAUAAUUUCGUUUUAUAUUUUUUUUAUUAUUAUAACAAACGAAAUGGAGCAAAAAAGAAACUUAAAAAGAUACACUUUCUUUCCUUUUUUUCUCCUUCCAAACAAUGAAUAAUAGGUAAAACCGCGAAAGACAAAUGGUUCCUCAAAAUAUUUUAUUAUCUAUGUACCAUACAAAAAAUUCCUCAUAUUUUUUAUAGCUUUCUAUAUUANUAAUACAUAAGAAAAAUAAAAUAGCAGAAAAUAUUAUAACUGUUAUAACUUCUUGACUACGUAUAUUUAUAAUGUCGUUUUAUAUUUUUUAUAAUUAUAAUAAACGAAAUGGAGCAAAAAAAAAACUUAAAAAGAUACAUUUUCUUUCCUUUUUUUCUCCUUCCAAACAAUGAAUAAUAGGUAAAACCUUAAAAGACAAAUGGUUCCUCAAAAUAUUUUAUUAUCUAUAUACCAUACAAAAAAUUCCUCAUAUUUUGUAUAACUUUAUAUAACACUUUUGAUAUUUUUAGAUUCUGCAAACAAUACCUCACCGUACCGAGCAACAGAAAUGCAGCACCCUAGAAUAACAUCUGGGAAUAACAUGUAUUAUGGUAAUAUUUAAUCCAAUUAUUAAUUUGCGUAUAAGGUGCAUACAAUUUUACAUAAGUCCUAUCAUUAAAAAACAUAAAAACGUAGAAAAAAUUAUACAUUUUAGAGCUUUUUAAUACGUACAUUUAUAAUGUCGUUUUAUAUUUUUUUAUAAUUAUAUAAAAACGACUUGGAGCAAAAAAGAAAAGUAAAAGGACACAUUUUUUUUUAACGUUAUUUUCUGUUUCCAAACGAUGCCGAAUCGUUAAAACCGCGAUAUUAUACCGUGAUAACACCUGAGAAUAACAUGUAUUAUUGUAAUAUAUAGUCCAAUUUUUUAUUUGCGUAUAUGGAAAUUACAGAUUUAGUUAGGUCUUAAUAUUAACAAAAAAAAAGCAGAAAAUAUUAUAAAUGUUAUAACUUCUUAACUACAAGAAAUUCUUAAUUUUUUGUACAGUUUUCUAUUAUACUGUUGAUAUUUUUAGGUUCUGCACAUAUCAGCUCACCGUAUGGAGAAACAGAAAUCCAACAUCCUGUAAUAAUACCUUGGAAGAAUGUAUUCAAUUGUGGCAAUAUCUAUGAUUUUUUGUGA
Molecule: messenger RNA, 3620 nt
Organism: Cinara cedri
Lineage: Eukaryota; Metazoa; Arthropoda; Insecta; Hemiptera; Aphididae
Source: the annotation of a GenBank genome assembly